Nicotiana attenuata is the source of this 2544-nucleotide messenger RNA. RefSeq names its product probable galacturonosyltransferase 9. Bases 315 to 1958 code for a protein of 547 amino acids. Gene Ontology annotation, molecular function: polygalacturonate 4-alpha-galacturonosyltransferase activity. Lineage: Eukaryota; Viridiplantae; Streptophyta; Magnoliopsida; Solanales; Solanaceae. The transcript has 3 exons. The record is from RefSeq and is a predicted model, not a curated record.
CAGGCAUUUUCAUCUUUACUACGAGUAAUCGCGUUAGAUCCCGAGUUGAUUGAAUUUCUAAAAAUAGGAAAGAAAAACCACCGACGCGGGGGAAGAGAUUAUUAGUCUCCAUCUUCAGCUCCCAGCUUCAGAUCUCAUUAAUCAACUCCACUCUCACAUUCCUACACAACACAAAAUCCACAUUACCAAUUAUUCCACACGUUUAAUUGAACUCAAUCUUCAUUCCCAAUUGUAUAUGUAGUUAUACAGAUUCAGAGCAGAACAGCUUUGUGCUUUCACAUUAGCAUUUAGAUCCGUGGUAGAGAUCUGAAAAAAUGGCGGUAGCAGUCCGGGGAGGCCGUGGCGGCGGAUCGGCACUUCGGAAUUUCUUCUCAUACCGAAUCUUCGUGUCCGCUAUGUUUACUUUACUGUUUCUCGCCACUCUCUCUGUCCUCUUCUCCUCUCACCACGAUUCUACUACUGGGAAUGCAUACAUGCAUCGGUCAUUUGUGGCAUUGAGUUCAGAUCCAUUGAAGACUAGGUUAGAUUUAAUACAUAAACAAGCAAAUGAUCAUAUAGCACUUGUGAAUGCCUAUGCUGCUUAUGCAAGGAAGCUGAAGCUGGACAUUUCUAAGCAGCUUAAGAUGUUUGAAGAUUUGGCCCAGAAUUUUUCCGAUCUUCAAUCAAAGCCAAAUUACCGUGCAAAUCUUUUUGAUACUGAUGGACCCCUGGAUGAUGACUCUUUGAAACAGUUUGAGAAGGAAGUUAAGGAUAAGGUCAAGUUUGCCAGGUUAUUGAUUGCUGACUCAAAAGAGUCUUAUGAUAAUCAAUUGAAAAUACAGAAGCUGAAGGACACAAUAUUUGCUGUUAAUGAGUUGUUUGUGAAGGCAAAGAAGAAUGGAGCUUUUGCCAGCUUAAUUGCUGCUAAAUCAACUCCAAAGAGUUUACAUUGUCUUGCUAUGCGGCUUAUGGAGGAGAGAAUCUCACAUCCUGAAAAAUAUAGGGAUGAGGAUCCGGAGCCUGAAUUUGAGGAUCCUACUCUGUAUCACUAUGCCAUAUUUUCAGAUAAUGUAAUUGCAGUAUCCGUAGUUGUGAAUUCAGCGAUAAAGAAUGCGGAGGAGCCAUGGAAACACGUUUUCCAUGUUGUUACUGACAAGAUGAAUCUAGCUGCAAUGAAGGUGUGGUUUAAGAUGAGGCCUAUUCGGCAAGCUCACAUAGAAAUCAAAUCUGUGGAGGAUUUUACAUUCUUAACUUCGUCCUAUGUUCCAGUGCUCAAGCAACUUGAGUCCACAAAGCUUCAGAACUUUUACUUCCAAAACAGUGCAGAGAAUGCUACGAAGGAUGUGAACAACAUGAAAUUUAAGAAUCCAAAGUACUUGUCGAUGUUAAAUCACUUAAGAUUUUAUUUGCCGGAGAUGUAUCCAAAACUUCACCGUAUUUUGUUUCUGGAUGAUGAUGUUGUGGUUCAGAAGGAUUUGACUGCAUUGUGGACAAUUGAUUUGGAUGGCAAGGUCAAUGGGGCAGUUGAGACCUGCUUUGGAUCUUUUCAUCGCUAUGCUCAGUAUUUGAAUUUUUCUCACCCUCUUGUUAGGGAAAAGUUCACCCCUAAGGCAUGUGCCUGGGCAUUUGGAAUGAAUAUAUUUGAUCUUGAUGCCUGGAGGCGUGAACAAUGCACUGAGCAGUAUCACUACUGGCAGAAUUUGAAUGAGGAUCGGACGUUGUGGAAAUUGGGAACUCUUCCAGCUGGGCUGAUGACCUUCUACUCGAAAACCAAAUCAUUGGAUAAAUCGUGGCAUGUACUUGGCCUUGGGUACAAUCCAAGUGUAAGCAUGGAUGAAAUCCACAAGGCUGCUGUGAUUCACUAUAAUGGAGAUAUGAAGCCUUGGCUGGACAUAGCCUUGAACCAGUACAAGGAGCUAUGGACUAAAUAUAUUGAUUCUGAAAUGGAAUUUGUGCAGAUGUGCAAUUUUGGCGUGUAGAGAAGCACACUGUUACGCCUCAGCAACAAUGAGGUAACAGCAACUAAAUCACACUCAUUGUUCAUCUGAAUACUUGAAAAAAUAUUUUCUUCCAGAGCGAAGCUCAGGCUGUUGAUCCUGUCUACAGUGUUUCCCAAAUUUGUUGUCUUGUUAGUUAUUGUAACUUUAAAAAGUUGAAAUUAAACGCUCUGCUUGUGUAGACAGUGAAGUAAUUCUUUUGUAAUGGAUUUUUAGCACGGACGAUGGGUUUGGCGACUAAUUAAGAGAUUCCUGAUACCAUUAAUGCACUUGUAUAAAACUGUUACCAGUUUCCUUUUACUGGCUCAAGUAUGCUAUGAAGACAGCAAUAAAUGAGUUGCUUUUGACAAGUGGAUUGCAAAUGGGAAGCUGGGAUAGGAUUGCAGCUCUUAUUUCUUAGACUCAACGACCAAAAUGUUCUUAAUUUCUCAAGUACUUCGAAACAGUGUAUAUUUACGAGUUAUGCAGGUUGGGCAAUAGAUAAAUGAGCUAGCUUUACGUUACCUUUUUAUCCUUUUUCUUUUUUCUAUAAUGCAUCUAAUAAGAGAGUAAUGGCACUAUUAGCUCU